GGCUCGCGGGUCCGAGUGGAGCGUCAGUCUUGCAGGAGCGGCGGCGCGAACCGCUCGCGUGCCUCUCCACCGACUUCUGCGUCGACGACCUUUCGUCCGUCAAUCGCCGCGUGUUUCUCGCGCGACUGCAGCGGCCACUGAGAGCACACUGUUCGGACGGACGAGCGAGCAGCAUGGCCGCCGCAUUGGUUCAGUCAAGUGUCUGGGCUUCGGGAUGGAACGCGUGCAGCAGCGAGAGCAGCGACGCCGACCGGUGGUGAUAGAGCGAUCGGCCAAGGAUGAGCAGGCGGCAAUCGGGUGGCCAGCGGCGAGCCAGCUGCGGAGAACCGUGCGUCCACCAACCGCCGCCCGCGUCGCCGAGGUGAGCCAGCAGCAGCGACAGUCGAAGACAUUCCACGCGAAAUGCAGAGACUGCGAACCACGUUCAAGCGAUCUCGAACGCCAACCGGCGCCGACAUGAAGCAGCAGAACAGCCUGGAGGUGCCGCGCCAGGUGCGCUCAGCGUCGUUUGACGAAAUCCAGCUGGAGGCGGCCAAGAGCCAGCCAGACUCAGCGACGCCGUCGGUUCGAAUGCAGCCGACGGCGUUGCACCUGCCUCUGCAGAGUCUGAGCGCGCCAUCCGCGUCAGCCACGACGGCCGAGACCUUCCUCAAGGUGCCCACCUUCUCGAGCCAAAGAUCCAAGAGCUUCGACUCCGGCUGCGGGGCAAAUGCGAGCGGCUCCAGCGGCGACGAGUCGUACUACCUGGAGGUGCCGCGCUACUUCCAGAGGAGACGAUCUUCUAGUGAUAAAUCCGCCUCUAUUUGUGUGCAUUGCCAGUGUGUCGAGGAGUACGAGAGACUGAAAGCGUGUGCGGAGAGCACGGUGAAUGCGGGUGUGCAGCUGCGAUGCGACUUCUCAAGUCUUCCUUUAGGACUACCUUUAUCUUCGCCUUCAUCUUCAGCCUCUUCUAGUGAGAGUGACCUGCCGUCUUGCGGCAUCCGGGUCACCUUGGAGCCCGAAGACUUGGAAUUCCGGCGUCGCCAGAGCCUGGCGGUGACGCCCUCCUCGCCGCACAAGCUCGCCAGGCAGGAGGCCUUCUUUGUUGAGAACUCGCUCGAGUUCUCUUUGUCAGCCGAGAGCGACGACCCGGCCGUGGUCGCUGAGAUUUUCCUCGAAGUUCCUGAGCUGCCGUACAACAAACGCGACCGCGCCGCCAGUGUGGACUCUGGGUUCGCACAGGCGGCCGCCGCUGAGGGCCACGGACCCACGAAGGAAUUGGUGCUGCUGGAGCCAAGCAGUGGUGCCAUCUCUCCUCUCACCGAAUCCGAAGGAGGUUUCCUCGCACCACCACCAACCACCCUGCGCUCUCGCUCCGUUGACAUCGUUCUACCCACCCAGGAACACGAACGGUACAAGGCCCUUGCCGCUGCCAAUAACAAUGCCGCACCCAAGCUCGAUGUAAAUAAGAAAAAAGCUGUGCAAGGGGAGUCGGCACCUGCUGGCGAACGCCAACUGCGCUCCACUCCCGACUGGGGCGAUGGCGCGAUCAAUGGGGACCAUUUGUGGGUGCCGACCUCGGCGUCUGGUGACCUUUGCUACGUUGGAGAUUCUGAAUGUCAGCGGCAUGGACCAAGACUCAAGUGCGCCGCGUGCCGAAUCGUGGCUCACUCGGGCUGCAUCUCGCAACUGCUGGACAGACAGAACUUCACGUGCAAACCGACCUUCCGGGACGUGGGGGUGCGGCAGUACCGGGAACAAACUUCCAUCCAGCACCACUGGGUGCAUCGCCGCUCGCAGAAGGGCAAAUGUCGCCAGUGCGGCAAGUCGUUCCAGUCCAAGUUGUCGUUCAGUUCAAAGGAUAUCGUUGCCAUCAGUUGUUCCUGGUGCAAGACGGCCUAUCACAACAAAGACUCGUGUUUCAAUCUGCAGAAGAUAGGCGAGGAAUGUGAUUUAGGAGUUCACUCCAGCAUCAUAGUGCCUCCGUCAUGGAUCGUGAAGCUGCCUCGCAAAGGAAGCUUCAAGUCAAGUCUCCGCAAAUCUCCGAAAAAGAAGACGAACAGCAAAAAGAAGAGCAAGCCGGAGCAGCGAACUUUUGUGAUCAAGCCGAUCCCGACGGUCAGCGUGAAACCCGUGAUAGUGUUCAUCAACCCCCGCUCGGGUGGCAACCAGGGCGCCAAAUUGCUGCAGAAGUUCCAAUGGCUGCUCAACCCCAGACAAGUUUUCGACCUUACCCAGGGUGGACCCAAUAUGGGGCUGGACAUGUUCCGAAAGGUGCCGAAUCUUCGGGUGUUGGCAUGCGGCGGCGACGGCACCGUCGGCUGGGUUCUCUCCAUCCUCGACCAACUCGGCUUCUCGCCGCCGCCAGCCGUCGGCGUGUUGCCGCUGGGAACAGGCAACGACCUCGCCAGAGCUCUUGGAUGGGGUGGCGGCUACACUGAUGAGCCAAUCUCAAAGAUUUUGUCCAACAUCGCCGAUGGUGAAAUCAUCUUGCUGGACAGGUGGAACCUGAAGGUGGAGAAGAACCCUGACGCCGAGCCGAACGAGGAGGGCAAGGAGAACCUUCCCCUGAACGUACUUAACAACUACUUCUCGCUUGGCGUCGACGCUCACAUUGCCUUAGAAUUCCACGAAGCAAGAGAGGCGCACCCGGAGAAAUUCAAUUCGCGGCUCCGCAAUAAAAUGUUUUACGGCCAGGCCGGAGGCAAAGACUUGCUGCAGCGCAAGUGGAAGGACUUGUCCGAUUUUGUCAAGCUCGAGUGCGACGGAAAAGAUUUGACGCCCAAACUUAAAGAACACAAGGUCCAUGCGAUUGUCUUCCUUAACAUCGCCAGCUACGGUGGCGGCACUCGGCCCUGGAACAAAACAGGCGCCGCCCAUGAGCAAUCGACAGAGGACGGAAUGAUCGAAGUGAUUGGCCUCACCACCUAUCAAUUGCCCUUGCUGCAAGCUGGUGGUCACGGUUCAACCAUCACCCAGUGCAAAUCGGCGAUCAUCACGACGUCAAAGACGAUACCUAUGCAGGUGGACGGUGAGGCGGCCAGACUGAACCCUUCCAUCAUCACCAUGACCCACCUGAAUAAGGCCAGCAUGCUGGCCAAGCGCAGAGGCAGAAAGGGCAACAGCCAGCAAACAACCCUCGAACAACUCAAGGUCACUGUUAAGAAGAUUUGUAUGUCCGACUACGAGCAACACCACUACGACAAGGAUGUCCUGACCCAAAGAGCUACUACUUUGGGCACGAUCGACGUCAGUCCUUCGGCAGAUCUGGAGCAGGUCCGCCAGAUGAUCAUCAAACUGCAGGAGGACAAGACGGACCCCGCCGCUAGGCUCUCAUCGGAUUGGUGCUUUGUUGACUCUUGCACUGCAGAAAGAGUGUUCCGGUUGGACAAGGCGCAAGAGCACCUGCACUAUGUCAUGGACGUUGCCAGUGACGAGUUGUUGGUGCUGGACACAGAACUGCCCACGCUGCCACAGACCCCAGAGGACGAGGGCAUCGGGGACCAUAAUUUGUCUCCAACAGGCAACUCCAACGGCCUCAGAUCAAGACUGCGAAUCUCGUCGCCCGGGGAGGAAUCCUCAGUCGACAGGGAGGGCGUGGAAGUGGUGGCUGCUGAGCUAGACCAGGUGCUGCAAACCUUCGAGGAGGAGGAGGAGCUGAAAAUGGCUCAAGAGAAUGGGGCCGUCGAGGAACUUGAGGAGCAGAACGGCGAUUCGGGUGAGAAGUCAACCUCGCCUCGGAGGUGCAGCUUCCAACUGGACUUGCAGUCACAAUCACCAACGCCCAAGAUCGAAGAGUGCAGUAAAUUAAAGCAUUCCCACACCUUCCCUAGCAUCUAUGAUCGGUUGUUUGGACUUGAAUACUAUAAAUUAAGCAACUUGUUGGAGAAGAACUCUGAGAGUGUUCUCAAAGCGGCCAAGACAGGUGAUCUCAAAAUGUUGAAGGACCUCUAUGCGAUGGGCUUCUCGCUUCUCUCCAUUGAUCCAACAGGCCAGACAGCGCUGCAUCUCGGCGCUAGAUAUGGUCACAAAGACAUCGUCAAGUUCCUCAUCGCCACUGCCCCGCCAAGUAUUCUCAACAUGGUGGACAACGAUAAAGGACAGACUGCCCUCCACAAGGCUGCGGAGGCGAAACAGCGUCGCAUCUGCUGCAUGCUCGUAGCAGGAGGAGUCUCCAUCAGUAUGGCAGACAGCCAGGGCACCUCAGCAAGAGACCUUGCCCAACGUGCCCAGGACUCCGAGUUAGCAGCCUAUCUUGAGAGUCAAGAGCACUUCCAGCAAGUGGCUGAAGACAUGGAGACAGUGGUAUGAUGUCAGGCGAUAAUUGUGAUUCCCCCAAUGCGGUAGUACCCCCACGCCCCCAUCACCCUGCGAGAAAAUCGAACGGCCAAAAAGCAAUUGAAGACAAACGAAGAAACGACGACUCCUCGUGCGAGUCCACGGAGGAGAAAUCAAGACAAAAAAUGCUCACAUCCAAUCGUUUAAGAAGCUCUUGUUCUUCUGCAAAGAAAGCAAAAAAUGGACUAAAAUACACACACUUUAGGAUUACAUUUAUGAAAAGAGAAGACCAAUCAGUAAUAAUUAUUAUCUAGUAAUUACUAUCGCUAAAUAUAAAUAUAAUAUAUAUUAUGUAAAUUAUUCAAAACUAAUCGAUGGACUGAGAUGAGAAUGGAAAUGUAUUUUUCUGAUACACUGUGCUCUGAUACUACUUAAGUGGUUCCUAAAAAGGAUUGAUUUCUACUUUCACGGCUGAGAAGAGGGGUCGUACUAAGCGAUCAUGGAAUUAAUAUGUGUUGAUUUUAAACGAUUUUGAAUCAAAUUAACUAAAAUUGCAUAUUCUUGCGAGCCACUCUCUCGCACCUUUUUGAAUCAACCAACGCGUUAUGGAAAGAAAAGAAAACUCCUUCGGCAAUAAAAAAUUCUUCAAAAAGCAAAAAGAUCAUUGUGAGAAAUUUGAAUAAUUACUUUAAGCACUUCGUUAAAAUCGAAAAACUUCUUGCGCUACAAACGCAGCAGCCUUUGUUAGUUUUUGACUUGCGAAUAGGCUUGUUGGAAAUGAAAUAUUUCAAAACGUGAAAAUUGUUCUGGCCUAUGCUGAUGCGGUAGGCCUACCACUCUACCACGUGAAUGCAAAACGGUGCUCACAGUUCACACUUCAAUGUUUCGACCAAGGUACGGCUCACACUAACAGCAAUUUUUAAUCGGACCGACUGUCAAGAAUUUUUCUUUUCUGCGCUUAGAAAGGUGUAAAUUCAGGCGCAGAAAAAACAAAUUGUGCCAAAUUUUUCAAAACCUUUGAAAAUGCGUGAGCCCUGCCUGCCGAGUAGUCAAUUAUCCGAGUGUGAGGCACCGUGACAUUUGUUGAAAACUGGCAGAAACAAACCAAUUGCUUGUGGUCGUUAUUGUAUAUUACUCAAUGUAUUGACACCAAAAUUCGAAAAGUUGAUGUGCAUUUUUCCAAAAAUCAUGCAACUCUAAUACGUGCGUGAUGGGUGGACCUGAAACGUAGUCCCGAAUCUAGCAGUCCGUGUGUUUUAAAGAGCUGCUGUUGGUAACAGGGGGAAAGUUUUUCAGAAAUAUUAAGCAUGGCCUUUGCACGUUUCCCUCUUUGUAAAAAUUUAAAUACUGAGCGCGAUUUGAGCUUUAUAAACAGAAAAAAAAUUGAAAAUUUAUUCGGGUAGAGUAAAAAAAUUAUACGAAAAAUACUAUUGAUCUAUAUACGAACAGACUUGAUAAAGUAAAAAUAGCUCUAUGAUAUGAAUGUGGAAUUGAAUUUUCUCCAAAUAGUAACAUGAUAUAUACAUAUUGUAAAAUAAAAAUCUAUUUUGGGCUCAAUCGCCACCACUGCUGCUGCGCUUAAUAUGGGAUCACUUAAAACACCCUUUUAUCAAACAACUUAUAGGUGUUAAAGGAAAUUAUUGUCAAAUUUAUUAGUGAAAAAACACCGAUUUUGAUGUGCGCAGCAGGGGAGUAGAAUAAAAUUAAGAAGAAAAAAAUAAUUAGAGUGUGUGUGUUGGUCAACUAAACUCGUCUUAUGAAUAAAGCUUUGGGAGAUGCUUUAAUUUUUUCGUUGUAAAGAAAGUGGACAAUGUUCUCGGAGGGAAUAUGUGUUAAAAACUACUUCAUUGCUGUUGAACUGUCUGUCUUUGAUGAUCAAGUCCGUUUUCAGUUACAAAAUGAAAAAUUACGCGAGAAGUUUGAAAUUUGUGUUAAACAACCACAAUAUGCGUCCGUACCUUCGUAGAAAAUUUAACAUGUUUAUCGUUCAUGUACUUAGAAAAGAAUUUCUCAAAUGAGCUCUGACUUGUUCUAUUUUUCUGGAAAUCAAGUACAAUUACGCUUACUAAUUCUUAGAAACUGUAACUUUCGUUCGAAGUUUCGAUCUGCACUUGGAAAACAAAGUAAAAUUAUCAUUAUUGUACACCUGUACAGAAUCUCUUUUUUUUUUGUCGGUCGGGAUCAAAGGUUUUUGAAAGAAAAUUGCAUAAACUGCUUUCUCACAU
This is a messenger RNA of Neocloeon triangulifer, 6482 nucleotides long. RefSeq names its product eye-specific diacylglycerol kinase-like. Gene Ontology annotation, molecular function: ATP-dependent diacylglycerol kinase activity; protein binding. The transcript is spliced from 21 exons. NCBI's taxonomy places the organism in Eukaryota, Metazoa, Arthropoda, Insecta, Ephemeroptera, Baetidae. Bases 403 to 4290 code for a protein of 1295 amino acids. Gene Ontology annotation, biological process: diacylglycerol metabolic process; intracellular signal transduction; lipid phosphorylation. The record is from RefSeq and is a predicted model, not a curated record.